CCGACUCCGACUCGCACGCUCGUCGUCGACUCGUCGUCUUCCCUUUCCGUCCCUCCCUCUCCCCAAGCUCCGUCGCAGUCCCGCAUCGCCUCCCUCGCUCCAGAUCAAAACCCUAACCCUAGGAGCACCUACGGCCUCGCCGUCGACUGGCGCGCGUCCCCGGCGACCCUGCUCGGGAUCUCCUCGGAGAGGGGAGGAAGGGGGAGGCGAUGGGCGGCGCGAUCUCCGGCGGCGCAGCGGCGACGGGGGAGUACCCGGUGGUUCUCAACGUGUACGACCUCACGCCGCUAAACAACUACGUCCACUGGUGCGGGCUCGGCAUCUUCCACUCCGCCGUCGAAGUCCAUGGAUCGGAGUACAGUUUUGGAGCUCAUGACCUUCCAACAAGUGGUGUUUUUGAGGUUGAACCAAAGAGCUGCCCAGGAUUCUUGUACAGAUCUUCAAUUUUCAUAGGCCGUACAAGUCUACAUCCCUUGGAAUUUCGAGAUUUCAUUCAGAGAAUGGCCUCGGAGUAUCAUGGGGAUACAUACCACCUCAUUUCUAAGAAUUGUAACCACUUCACAGAUGAUCUCAGCACCAGAUUGACAGGAAAGCCAAUUCCUGGUUGGGUUAACCGACUUGCUAAGCUAGGUGCAUUUUGCAACUGCCUUCUACCAGAAAGUAUGCGGUUGGACUCAACUGAGACAAAGAACCUCACGGACUACCAUUUCUCUGAUGAUUCCAACUUAACCAUCAAUGACAACUUUGACGAUGAUGACAUUGAAGACAAACACUUGCUUUCCGAAUCUUCUGUCAGUGAAAAUGCAAUUGUAAAGGAAGUCCACAGGUGAAAGUUGCUUAAGCCAUGCAGAAUAGUUCAGUGUGCAGUUUAUCAUUCAUUUUGUACAUUGUAAUUUCUGUAUUCCGAAAUGUAACAUGCCCAUUCUAUUGUAUUUAAGUAUUGUACAUACAUUCAAUGGCGGGUUUGGUGUCCUGGUUUCUUCUCAUUCCUUGUACAAUACAGUAAUACCAUACUGCCCUCCCUAACUAUACUGAGAUUCAGAGCCAGUGUGUAAUCUUAUUCCAUUUUCUUGCAAGUCAAGCAAGGAGGCAUGGUUCCUGAAAACUGCUAUGUUACUAUCAAUGUUCAGCGUGGUUCUUUUUUCCUCC
Triticum aestivum (bread wheat) is the source of this 1149-nucleotide messenger RNA. Its product is annotated as deSI-like protein At4g17486. The coding region runs from base 210 to 830 and encodes 206 amino acids. Lineage: Eukaryota; Viridiplantae; Streptophyta; Magnoliopsida; Poales; Poaceae. Gene Ontology annotation, molecular function: deubiquitinase activity. The transcript is spliced from 4 exons. The record is from RefSeq and is a predicted model, not a curated record. Gene Ontology annotation, biological process: protein deubiquitination.